Podospora anserina S mat+ is the source of this 570-nucleotide messenger RNA. RefSeq lists its product as uncharacterized. The record is from RefSeq and is a predicted model, not a curated record. NCBI's taxonomy places the organism in Eukaryota, Fungi, Ascomycota, Sordariomycetes, Sordariales, Podosporaceae. The coding region runs from base 1 to 570 and encodes 189 amino acids. Gene Ontology annotation, biological process: formation of translation preinitiation complex; translation reinitiation. The transcript has 4 exons. Gene Ontology annotation, molecular function: translation initiation factor activity; mRNA binding.
AUGGCCGAGACCUCUGCUGCCAGCCGGCAUGUGACCUACUGUGGUGUGUGCACACUACCACCCGAGUACUGCGAAUACGGCGGAACAACCGCCAAAUGUCAGAAAUGGCUCGAAAAGUCCCAUCCGGACCUCUACUCCAAGAUCUGGUCCCCCGAAGCCCUCUCCGCAGCAACCGCCUCCCUCUCCCUUGAAGCCCAGGAACGCGCCGCCAAAGACGCCAAAAAGAAGGCCGCGAAAGCCGAGGCCGCCGAACAGAAGCAGGCCGAAAAGCUCUCCAACAGCGUCGUCACCAUCAAGCGGAUCGAGCGCAACAAGCGCAAGUAUGUCACCUCUGUCUCUGGGCUGGAGGCUUUUGGGUUGGACUUGAAAAAGGUGUCCAAGGACUUUGGUAAGAAAUUCGCGACCGGCUCGUCCGUCACCAAAACCCCCUCGGGCGGUGAGGAAAUCGUAGUCCAGGGCGAUGUCAGUGAUGAAAUUGAGGAGUUCAUCCUCGAAAAGUACAAGGAUGUGCCCGAGGAUAACAUUGAGCUGGUAGAAGAUAAGAAGAAGAAGGGGGCUGCUGCUGGUUAA